Mucor mucedo is the source of this 645-nucleotide messenger RNA. RefSeq lists its product as uncharacterized. The coding region runs from base 116 to 586 and encodes 156 amino acids. Gene Ontology annotation, biological process: tRNA processing. The transcript has 3 exons. Gene Ontology annotation, cellular component: nucleolar ribonuclease P complex. Lineage: Eukaryota; Fungi; Mucoromycota; Mucoromycetes; Mucorales; Mucoraceae. The record is from RefSeq and is a predicted model, not a curated record.
CAAAGCCCCCUCUCUAUUAAACUAUCACUCUACCUCUAUCUCUCCCUAUAACAGAAAAUAUAGGGUGUACAUAUUACCUUGCAUAAAGGCUAAAGAGUCUCCUUAAUUUAAAACCAUGGCAAGAGCAACGACAGCGAAAAAAGAAAGACCUGUGGGAGUGAAUCCCAAAAAUGUUCAGGCCUUUGAUCGUCUUGCUUUUUUACAUCAAGCAUCGAUACUCAUGUCGACCGUUCGCUACGAGCAGAAAGAGAAAGAACAGACAAAGCAUAAAGCAGUUUUGAAAUGGAAAGGUGAUCCAGCAGGGACAGUGCUUGGACCUGCUCGUUAUUUUAAUAAUAAUAUGAAGCAAAUUACCUCACGUCUUGUCAUGCGAUUAGAUCCUAGUGUCAAAAGGUUUGUGUGUAAGCGAUGCGAGACACCGCUUUUGCCUGCUAUUACCUCCUCCACGCGCGUUAAAUCUAAACCUGUGGUAACAGCCGUGACAACAUGUAAUAUUUGUAAAGCAAAGAAAACAUAUGCUAGCCAUAAUAAAGACUACUCAUUGUUUAGUAAUAGACCAGAUGUUGUAGUAGAGCAAAAUAAAUAAAUAAUAAUAAAAAAAGAAUGACCAUCAAAAAAAUGCUUUUGCUGUGUCGCCUUUUAAAU